AUGGUCAAUAUGAAAUCAUAUUUUGUGUUAUCGCUACUCUUCUGUGCGAAUUUCUUGAACAUACAUUUAUGUCAGGGUAAUCAUUCGAAUAAUUGGGCAGUUCUGGUCGACACAUCAAGAUUUUGGUUCAAUUACAGGCAUGUAGCAAACGUUUUGUCCAUUUACAGAAGUGUCAAACGGCUUGGUAUACCGGACAGUCAGAUAAUAUUAAUGGUUGCUGAUGACAUGGCCUGUAACCCUCGCAAUCCCAGUCCUGCCACUGUAUUCAAUAAUGCUGAUCAACAGCUCAAUGUUUAUGGAGACGAUGUUGAAGUCGAUUUUAGAGGCUAUGAGGUAACAGUUGAAAACUUUGUACGUUUAUUAACGGGUCGGUUACCUCCUGAUACACCUCGUUCAAAACAGUUGCUUACUGAUGAAGGUAGCAACAUCUUAAUAUACCUUACUGGCCAUGGCGGUGAUGGAUUUUUAAAGUUUCAAGAUUCUGAAGAAGUUACUAGCCAAGAGUUAGCCGAUGCUCUUGAACAAAUGUGGCAGAAAAGAAGAUACCAUGAAAUAUUCUUUAUGAUUGAUACUUGUCAAGCUUCAUCGAUGUAUGAAAAAUUUUACUCACCUAACAUCCUUGCAAUGGCUAGUAGUUUAGUGGGUGAAGACUCUCUUUCGCAUCAUGUAGAUCCAGCGAUUGGAGUAUACAUAAUUGAUCGUUACACAUUUUAUGCAUUGAAAUUUUUAGAGAAUGUUAAACUGAAGAGUCGUAUUAGCAUGAAGAGUUUUCUGGGUGUUUGUCCUAAACAAGAUUGUAUUUCAACAGUGGGAGUAAGAAUUGACUUAUUUCACAGAGACCUCGCAAAAGUUCCAAUCACUGACUUUUUUGGAUCCGUUAGACCAGUCGAAUUAACAUGUGACUUUUUAGAUAUUUCAAAUACACCAUUAUAGAAAAUAAUUGUAAACAUUGUCAUGUGUAAA
Molecule: messenger RNA, 963 nt
Organism: Myzus persicae (green peach aphid)
Lineage: Eukaryota; Metazoa; Arthropoda; Insecta; Hemiptera; Aphididae
Gene: PIG-K
Product: putative GPI-anchor transamidase
Exons: 7
Coding region: 1-933 (310 amino acids)
Biological process (GO): proteolysis; protein localization to cell surface; attachment of GPI anchor to protein
Cellular component (GO): GPI-anchor transamidase complex
Molecular function (GO): GPI-anchor transamidase activity
Source: RefSeq, a predicted model, not a curated record